Messenger RNA from Acanthoscelides obtectus, 1182 nucleotides. The record is from the annotation of a GenBank genome assembly. Lineage: Eukaryota; Metazoa; Arthropoda; Insecta; Coleoptera; Chrysomelidae.
UGAUGCAAUAUAAAGGAGAUGAUCCAAACACUCAACAGUACACUGCAGAUCAGUUGCAGUACGACGAGAACGGUCAACCAGUUGCUCAAUAUGAUGAAAACGGCCAGUUGAUGCAAUACAAAGGAGAUGAUCCAAAUGCUCAACAGUACGCUCAAGGACAAUUGCAGUACGACGAGAACGGUCAACCAGUUGCUCAAUAUGAUGAAAACGGCCAGUUGAUGCAAUACAAAGGAGAUGAUCCAAACGCUCAACAGUUCGCUCAAGGACAAUUGCAACACGACGAGAACGGUCAACCAGUUGCUCAAUAUGAUGAAAACGGCCAGUUGAUGCAAUGUAAAGAUGAUACAAACGCUCAACAGUACGCUGCAGGUCAAUUGCAGUACGACGAGAAUGGUCAACCCAUCGCCCAGUAUGUCGACAAUGGCGAAACGUUACAGCAAUACCAAGAGGGCGAACAGUACACUGAUGGCCAGUUACAGUAUCAACGAGCUGAUGCGUUACAGUAUGAUGAAAACGGACAACCCAUCGCGCAAUACGACGAGAAUGGACGACUGAUUCAACAGUACCAAGACCAAGUGCAGUAUGAUGAGCAUGGACAACCAAUUGGGCAAUAUGACGAAAAUGGACAGUACCAGGAUGCACAGUACGCUGAAGACCGAAUACAGUAUGACGAAAAUGGACAGCCAAUCGGUCUUUAUGAUGAACACGGGCAAUAUGUUCAACAGUACGAUCCAAAUGUACAGUAUUACGAUGCGGAUGGUCAACCUGUAAAUUAUGACAAAAGUGGCCAGUAUGAUGACGGUGGUCAACAGAUGACACAUGGGAAUGAAGAUAUUCAAGAAAGCGCAGUAGAAGAUAAAGAACAGGCGUUUGGCGAGAAAGUGGAUAGUGGACAGAGUAGAGUGGACACCAAAGAGGAAUCGAAAGAAUUUAAUGUGUUGGACUUGUUAGAAACCGACACUGACGUUAGUGUGAAAGAGAACACUAGCAAGAUAACAAAUGAUAGUGAUUUUGAUUUUAGUAACGCCUGAAUCAUUUGCUUUGUUCAUAAGUAUCAACAUUUCACUGUUAAUACAUGUAAAGAAAUGAGAAGCCAUUUCUAUUUGCCGUAAUGUAGAUUUAGGUUUCAUUGCGGUAAAUGAUGGUGCAGAGCCCCAUAAACAGAAGGCACCCAUCUUUGAU